Messenger RNA from Glycine soja, 864 nucleotides. RefSeq names its product miraculin-like. NCBI's taxonomy places the organism in Eukaryota, Viridiplantae, Streptophyta, Magnoliopsida, Fabales, Fabaceae. The record is from RefSeq and is a predicted model, not a curated record. The transcript has a single exon. Gene Ontology annotation, molecular function: endopeptidase inhibitor activity. Bases 116 to 715 code for a protein of 199 amino acids.
AUGACUUUGGUGCACAUGGGUACAUGGAUUAGACCAAUUCCGGACCUAUAUAUAAAUAUCCCUCUUCUUCCAUAUCCAUCACAAGUUACAAAAACACAAAACUAAAAUCAGAAAAAUGAAGAUGACAUUGGUAACAUUGGUCCUUAUAGUUGCCUUGAGCACGAAGGCACUUCUUGGUGCAGCUGGUCCUGCACCUGAGCAAGUGCUGGACACAUCAGGGAAGAUAGUUCGAGCUCGUUCGAGUUACUACAUCGUUCCGGCUUCCCCCGAUUUAGGUGGCCUUGAUAUGGCAACCACAGGUGCAGAUUGCCCUCUUGAUGUUGUAGUUGUUGAUGGUUACCAAGGCCAGCCUUUGAUCUUUACACCUGUUAAUUUUAACAAAGGUGUCAUUCGUGUUUCCACUGAUCUCAACAUCUAUUUCCCCGUUGCCACAAGUUGUCCACAGACCACAGUGUGGAAGCUUAAGGACUAUGAUUAUUCAACAUCACAGAGGUUUGUGACUACUGGUGGUGAUUUCGGCAACCCCGGUUCGCAAACCGUGGCGAAUUGGUUCAAGAUUGAGAAGUAUGAGGAUGCUUACAAGUUGGUGUACUGUCCAAGUGUGUGCAACGAUUGCAGUUAUCCAUGCGGUGAUAUUGGAAUAUACCAGGAUGAAUAUGGCAAGCGUCUUGCUCUAAGUUCUGAACCAUACAAAGUGAAGUUCCAGCGGGCUUGAUUAUUGAAUUGAUAACAAAACUAAUUAAAGAAUAAUGAAUAAGUGUAAUGAACUACUUUAUGCUUUUGCUGCAUAUAUGGUAAUUCUCAUGUUGAGUUCCUUGCCACGGACUUGAUAAUAAAUAAACAAGUUACUUUCUAUUUUUAGUC